Molecule: messenger RNA, 1056 nt
Organism: Pogoniulus pusillus (Red-fronted tinkerbird)
Lineage: Eukaryota; Metazoa; Chordata; Aves; Piciformes; Lybiidae
Gene: FSAF1
Product: chromosome 18 C1orf131 homolog
Exons: 7
Coding region: 83-847 (254 amino acids)
Source: RefSeq, a predicted model, not a curated record
CCGUGCUCGGUGCCCUCUACGACCUGGGUGGGUGAGCAGCGCCGCGCCGUGAGCUGCCGGCGGGUCAGGGGAUGCUGGGCUGAUGCUGGCGGCGCUACGGCCUUCCCUGGGGCAUGGUGAGGCAUCUGGUGUCCGGGAUGGUGGGAAGCACAGGGAGGCGAGCGCACGGGCAGCCGCAGCAGAGGAGGAGAGCCGAGGAGCGCAGGCAGCUGCGGGCAGUGCCGGCGGAGCGGCGGGCGGGCGGCGCGGGGCCCGAGACUUCUUCGGCGAGCUGCGGGCCGAGCUGGGCGCUGCCGCUGCCCCUGCCCCUGCCCCUACCGCGCCGCCCUCAGCCGCGCCGCCGACUGUGGAGGUCGUCGUGUUCCGCGGGAGAAAGAGGAAGGAGCGGCCUAACCCCUCUGCAGGACCCUCCGACGGUGCCAAGGCCAAAGUAGUGGAUGAAGGAAAAAAUGUGAAUGAACAAGAGUUUAACUUCGAAAAAGCUCGUCUGGAAGUGCACAAGUUUGGAAUCACUGGCUACAAGAAGCAGGAACAGCGUGUAUGGGAACAGGAGCGUGCUAUCAUGCUGGGAGCCAAGCCCCCUAAAAAAGAACAUGUGAACUACAAGACUUACCAAGAGAAAAUGAAAGAGAAAAAAACUGCAAAGGAUGAUGAUAAAGGAAAGGAGCAUAAAGGUGAUUCUAUGAAGAAGAAGAAGAAGAAAGAACAGAAGGAGAGGAAAGUCAAAAGGAAGAAAUCAGUGCCUAGCAUUUGGCACGCAGGACAAGUUGGAAAAUUCAGAGAUGGAACCUUGAUUCUGCAAAGGAAUGACAUAAAGAAAAUUAAAUCAUCUAGAGUUAUCAAAUAAACUUAUGGUACAGUGAAAUGGACAAUAUGAAUAAGAUAGAACUUGUGUUGCUACCAACACAGGCUGAUGGGGCUUCUUUCCUUCCCACCCCAUUCUGAUUUUUUAUAUGCUAUUUGUUGUUGCAAGAUUUUCUGUGUUCCCAUUUUUUUCUUGGGAAGAAUGUAAGUAUUUAACAUUUUACAAAUAAAAUUAGAUUUUUUUAUUAAGAA